AUGGACCGACAUCCAAACGUGAAGCUGUUCAUAACUCAAGGGGGGUUGCAAUCUACAGAUGAAGCAAUUACCGCGGGAGUUCCCCUCAUUGGUAUACCGAUGUUGGGGGAUCAAUGGUACAACGUUGAGAAAUACGUUCAUCAUGGAAUCGGAGUCAGACUAGACAUAGAGAAUCUUACGGAAGAACUAUUAAAGAAUGCCAUAAUCGAAGUAGCUGAAGAUGAAAGG
Messenger RNA from Iphiclides podalirius (scarce swallowtail), 228 nucleotides. Lineage: Eukaryota; Metazoa; Arthropoda; Insecta; Lepidoptera; Papilionidae. The record is from the annotation of a GenBank genome assembly.